GCUCAUGUUUCGGAUACUGAACCUUCUUCCAUAAACCUGGCCCUUGAAAACCCCCAGGGCCUUGAGAGAAGACGAGACAGGAGCUUGCUGCGGGAGCUUUGUCAUGUGGUUGCUGACCAUUGGAACAGUGGUGGUUUCGGCAUCUUCAUUGCAGGUGGAGGGCCGCGAGAGGCUACUGCAUCCAGAUGUCGCUCUUACAGAUGAGCUCCAAGGAUCCAUUGCAGCUGCAUUGCAAACCAUUGCAGAUGAUCAGAAGCUUGUCGAAUCAGACCGCGCGGUUUUCAUGCAGGAUGGUAUGACCAUCACAAAGACCAAUUCGACCAAGGUGCAGUCUGACGUGACUCGGCAUUCUGCCUGGGAGCUGGUGGCCGAGGACUUGGUGCAGAAGAGAUUCGGCAACUCCUCGGCGGCGAAAGGUCUGGAAGCCCUGCUGGGCGAGGCACGAGCCGCGGAGGUCUCCAUGACGGACUGGCAACAGCUGGCCUUGGCCAUUGCUGCUCUAACGUGCAGAUCCUCAGCUGGAGACUUCCCAUUCGAUUCGGUUUGGGGUGGAAGCUGUCGGGCGGAUGACAAUGUCUUGAUGCAGAUGAACCAAGACCGACGAGGACUGCUGGCGACAACGACGGCGACAACGCCGGCAGCCUGCGCGAUAGAGCCGUUUCCGUGCGACAAUCCGAGCUUUGCCAACUUCCCCAUGCAGGUGAUCAACCACGAGACCCCGAAAAAAGCGACCUUCAAUGUGCUCGACCUCAAUACCGGUACCUACACCGAGAUUUGUGAGGUCUCAGGUGAGAAAUUGAAUGGUUGCGGAAUCAACCCGAAGGAUGAUGCGAUCUACUGCGUCACUGCGGACGGCGACCGCCAGUUCGUGCGGGUUCAGUGCAAUUUUACCAACUGGACUAUCGGUGACGUACCGGUUGCCGGACAGUUGUGCUACUUUGGAAAGACGGAUGGUAACUUCGCAGCCACCUUUGAUCCCUUCACCGGAGAUUAUGUCUACAAGAGGAACGGAGGGGAAAUCGAAAAGCUCAAUUACACUGAAUCUUGGCGCAGGAGGUCUGCAUCUGCUGGAGCGGAUGGACGUUCGAGGAGGACGAGGGCUGCUGAAUCUGCAGGCGCUGCUGGCGCUGCGGCUGCGGGACGCUCAAAGCGCUGCUGGUGCUGCGGUUGGAUCUUCAAGCGCUGCUGGCGCUGCAGCUGGCGGACCCUCGCGCGCCGCUGA
Cladocopium goreaui is the source of this 1222-nucleotide messenger RNA. The record is from the annotation of a GenBank genome assembly. NCBI's taxonomy places the organism in Eukaryota, Dinophyceae, Suessiales, Symbiodiniaceae.